Molecule: messenger RNA, 795 nt
Organism: Neurospora tetraspora
Lineage: Eukaryota; Fungi; Ascomycota; Sordariomycetes; Sordariales; Sordariaceae
Exons: 2
Coding region: 1-795 (264 amino acids)
Source: RefSeq, a predicted model, not a curated record
AUGUCGUCAUCAUCCGCCUCCUCUAAGUCGACCAACUCAUCGGUGUCAAACACCGACCCAGCGAACACCUCCCCAGAUGACCGUGAGGAAUCUUCAAACGAAUCCGACGAUGAGGGAAAUUCCGUGGUGAAGUCUCCGGGCGAGAAAGCUGCCAUAGAUGAUAUCUGGUUUCAAGUCUUGUGGAUACUCAAGCUCGGUUCCGACGAUAUCGAAUAUCUUCAGGCCGAGGUUGGCAAGCUGCUAGGAACGUCACCUCAUUGGCACGAGACGGUGUUUUCUAUUCCCACAAAGGGUAAAGAGGGACGUCGCAUGAUUUCCCUGCGAAAGUGCAAGGCACGGCUUCGAAACCACGUUGCGGUCUACAACAUGGUGGCCGCCGCGGAAGCCCUACGGAAUGCAGACGACGACACACUCCAGUGCCUUUUUGAAAACAGACUAGAGCCACUCGAGUGGGUUAGGGAGUGGCUGGAGCUUUCCGAUCUCGUCUUUCGCCGCAUCGUGGAUGCGGACAGCCAGAAGCGUGGUGUGGGGAAAGAGGAAGAUACUCGGCAAAUAUUCAAAAAGAUAUUCGAUGAGAAAAAGGUGUUCAGGACACCUAAGGAGCCAUCCUACUCGGGAAUAGAUGAGUACAAGCACAGAAGUCAGGGGCACAAGAUCACAAAGAACAAAAAGAAAGUGAUCGACGAAUGGCGCUACCCUGGUUGGCUGAAGGGCAAGUGGCCUCCGCACAGAUUAAUUCUUCGCUUUUACACCGGUAGUCACUUGAUCACCAUGAAUGCCCUUUACCUCGAGUAG